CGAGCGAACUUUCAGUAAGCCGCUGGCAGCGAUCAAGUGAGAAAGUGUGUGAGAUCCGCUAGUAAAAUUAUUUGCGUUGAAAACCAUUUGAAAGAUGUUCGCCAAACUGACCACACGUGGCAUUGCCAGCCGCCUGAGCAGCAUGGCACAAAAAACACAGCCCAAAGAGACCAGCACGACCGAUACUAGCCGCUCCGAGGCGGUUUUCGCACGUGAGAAAAAAUAUGGCGCGCACAACUAUCAUCCGCUGCCCGUGGCGCUUAGCCGGGGCGAGGGCGUGCACGUGUGGGAUGUGGAGGGCAAACGCUACUAUGACUACCUCAGCGCCUAUUCGGCGGUCAACCAAGGCCACUGUCAUCCCAAGAUUAUUCGCGCCCUCACGGAGCAGUCACAGAAACUGGCGCUGACGUCACGCGCAUUUUACUCCGAUGUGCUGGGCGAAUAUGAGGAAUAUAUUACCAAAUUCUUUGGCUACGACAAGGUGCUGCCCAUGAACACAGGUGUGGAGGGCUGUGAGACGGCCUGUAAGCUGGCCCGCAAGUGGGGCUAUGUGAAGAAACAGAUACCCGAGAACAAGGCUAAGAUCAUCUUUGCCCGCAACAAUUUCUGGGGCCGCACACUGGCCGCCAUCUCUGCCUCGAACGAUCCGAGCAGCUAUGAGGGCUUUGGUCCAUACAUGCCCGGCUUUGAGCUCAUCGAUUACAAUAAUUUGGCUGCCUUGGAACAGGCACUGCAGGAUCCCACAGUGUGCGCCUUUAUGGUGGAGCCCAUUCAGGGCGAGGCGGGCGUCAUUGUGCCUGACGAGGGCUACCUGCGCAAGGUGCGCGAGCUGUGCACCAAGCACAAUGUUCUCUGGAUAGGCGAUGAAGUGCAGACCGGUCUGGCACGCACAGGUCGCAUGCUGGCCGUGGACUACGAGGAAGUCCGUCCCGAUAUACUCAUUCUGGGCAAGGCACUCUCCGGUGGCAUUUAUCCCGUUUCGGCUGCACUCUGCAAUGAUGAAGUGAUGCUCUGCAUCAAGCCAGGCGAGCAUGGCUCCACAUAUGGUGGCAAUCCGCUUGGCUGCCGUGUAGCCAUCGCUGCACUAGAGGUGCUCCAGGAGGAGCGAUUGGCCGAGAAUGCCUUCAAGAUGGGCCAACUGCUGCGCACGGAGCUCUCCAAGCUGCCCAAGGAUGUGGUCUCGGUCGUCCGUGGCAAGGGUCUGCUCAAUGCCAUUGUCAUCAAUGCCAAAUAUGAUGCCUGGGAAGUUUGCCUGAAGCUCAGGGACAACGGCUUGCUGGCCAAGCCCACCCACGGCGACAUCAUUCGCUUCGCCCCGCCCCUGGUCAUCACUGAGGCCCAAAUGCUAGAGAGCAUUGACAUUAUUAAGAAGACAAUUCUAAAUAUGUAAAGGCACAAAUAUUAUUCAUAUAUAUAU
Messenger RNA from Drosophila hydei, 1417 nucleotides. It is a transcript of the gene Oat, whose product is annotated as ornithine aminotransferase, mitochondrial. Gene Ontology annotation, molecular function: L-ornithine transaminase activity; identical protein binding; pyridoxal phosphate binding. The transcript has 3 exons. NCBI's taxonomy places the organism in Eukaryota, Metazoa, Arthropoda, Insecta, Diptera, Drosophilidae. Bases 95 to 1390 code for a protein of 431 amino acids. Gene Ontology annotation, cellular component: cytoplasm. The record is from RefSeq and is a predicted model, not a curated record.